ACAGGGUGCUGUGAUUGGCCCAAAUACCAUAUGGUCAAGGGCGUAUUUUCCACAAGGCAAACAAGGCAUUUGCCUAGGGCGGCAUUUUUCAGAGAGGCAGUGCCGCCCCCCGGAAGAAGGGAUGGAAGAAGGGACACAUGCAGCAUGGGGACCAGGUGGGAUCUGAGAGAGGCUGUGGGCUACUUGAUGGUGUAUGCAGAGCCUGACUCUCGUUCCCUGGGUGGUUUGUAUCAGGGCGGUGGUAGUGGAAGGCUCUCUUGGGUGGGGGGUGUUGGU
Staurois parvus is the source of this 276-nucleotide messenger RNA. The record is from the annotation of a GenBank genome assembly. Lineage: Eukaryota; Metazoa; Chordata; Amphibia; Anura; Ranidae.